Molecule: messenger RNA, 5809 nt
Organism: Aquila chrysaetos chrysaetos
Lineage: Eukaryota; Metazoa; Chordata; Aves; Accipitriformes; Accipitridae
Gene: GTPBP2
Product: GTP binding protein 2
Exons: 12
Coding region: 1995-3671 (558 amino acids)
Biological process (GO): translational elongation
Molecular function (GO): translation elongation factor activity; GTPase activity; GTP binding
Source: RefSeq, a predicted model, not a curated record
GGCUGACGGGGGCGGCGGGAUGGCGUCCCCCCGAGCGGCUCCGUGCGACGCGGGCUUGCCGCCCCGCGGCAGCCCCGGAGCCUGGCAGGUUUGGUCGCGGGUCAGGCUGGAGGCAGUUUCUGGAGAGGUUCGGCCGAGGGUCCCGGUGGUGUUGGUGCAGGGUCGUGCCGGGGUUGGGCUAGCAGCCUUGCGGGUGGUUCUGCAGGCCCGGCCCCGAGAGCGGUGUGCCCUCCUGCCCCGGUCUCCGGGGGUGGCAGCACACAGUGCUUGUGCCCCCAGUGCCAGCGAGCUCCCUGCGUGGUCCACCAAACCCUGUCCAUUGGUAGUAUCUCGCUGCGUGAUGUCCGUCUGCGGGUGCUUUACCGUCUGGGAGCUAAAUAGCUUCGGAAAUAAAGCUUUGCUCAACUCGUAGUCCCGAGCACCAUGUUCACAUCCCUCCGAGAGCCGAUCUGGUGCAUCUAAGUCCCUUUCCAGCUGCCAAACUCAUAGGCAUUGCUCAGCAGGUUCUAGUGACUCCCUUCCCAGCUAAUUCGGCAACUGUCUUACGUGGAGAUGCAGACAGUACUGACAGAAUGUGAGGCACUUGGCUCUUGCAGCAGGAAAAAAUGGCAUUGGUAGUAAGUGGGUGUGUUGGUUAGUUCAGGCAGUUGGCACCGCACUAAUAGGACUGCCACUGUGGGGAGCAUUACAUUGCCCUGGAGUCGAUUGUUUGGCCUCACUCGCUGAGCUUUCUGUAAAAUAUGUUAGAGCCUGUGCUGGGAGGGAGCAAUUCCUCCACAACGCAGGGCUGUGACUCUUGGCAAGAAGGGAAAACAGCGCUUUGCUACUGUUAGAUCUUCUCCAUGGGCAGGAUUGUCCCCUGCAGCUGCAGUUUAGUUUUUGUUCCUUUUAGCCGAAGGCUGGACAGCCCCCUGUGGUUUCAGCACAGCUUCCUGUCCCUGGCUACCCUGUGCAGUAUGUGGCCCAGCAAGUCUAGGCUUGUUGCUUUUCCAGUCUCAGCUGCCUUGAAAGAGACCCACCCCCUUAUUUAGGUGACAGCGCAGUAUGUGAAUGUGUUUUUCUUGGAGCUGGAAAGUUGAUAGAUAGUAAGAGAGGAAAUCCUUCUGCAAGUACCCCUUUCUCACUGCAUAGCUCUGCUGCCCGGGAGCUGACCUGACAAUUCAGAACUUCUUUCUGUUGGCCUUUUGCCACCAUAAGCACUGCUGUGGUUAGGAGCUGAGCUAGAGGGCUAUUGCCUCUCCUGACAUGCAAAUCAGUGUCCAGAGAAAAGGAGUUGCUUAGUGUUGGUGGCCCCAUUUAGUCUGCCAGAGUACUUGGCUUCCUGCAGGCUCCAGCCCUUUCUCAGUGGUCCUUAGACCAAAUCAGUGGAAAAAUUACUUCAAUAUUGGCUAUACGUUCUCUUUGGAAAGCUGGAGCCUGUUGUGUUUGCAGUGAGCUUUAUGAGUACCCAGGCCAUUCUCUGACAACCCAGUCAGGCUCCCGCCCUUCCUGGAAAAGUUCUUCUGAGCAGGUUGUGUACAGACAGUCCCGAUCAGGUCUGGUUCUCCAGAACUGCCAGGCCAGUGACCAGCCUGCUUUACUGCAAAGAAGCCAAUAGCUUGCUGCUUUAUGUCUGUAGUCCUUCUCUCUUGCAGAGAGAAGAUAUGCGAGGAUAUGGAAGUCAUGGAGUCAAUGAAAAACUAACUGAGGGAGGGAGGGUAUCAGUGUGCAGGAGAGGAGGCAGCGACUUUUGUUCCCCGUCCCCUGUUUCUGUGCACAUUCAGUGGAUGGAAGCUGGUGGAUAGGGUGGGAGUGGGGUGCUGUGGGUGGCAUUGUGGGUCAUGGAUGGGUGAGAGGGGAGACUUUUAAUCAUCUGCUGGCCUGUGCCUUUUUGAAACUGGAACUCUCUCUCUGUGACUGUUAGACUGGACCUAUUCUUUACUGGCAGUUAAAAAAAUCCCCCCAAAACAGUAUUAUCCCGUGUCCCUCUCUAGUUUUGUCCUCUGGUUUUCAUCAUGUGGGAUGCUAACAGCAGAAACAAACCUAAAGCAGAAGAUGGGAACAUCGAGUACAAGCUAAAGCUAGUGAAUCCCUCGCAAUAUCGCUUUGAGCACCUGGUGACACAGAUGAAGUGGCGACUACAGGAAGGCCGAGGUGAGGCUGUCUAUCAGAUCGGCGUGGAGGACAAUGGGCUGCUUGUGGGCCUCUCAGAGGAGGAGAUGCGUGCCUCACUCAAGACACUGCGCCGUAUGGCAGAGAAGGUUGGGGCUGACAUUACGGUGCUGCGGGAGAGGGAGGUCGAUUACGACAGUGAUGUUCCAAGGAAGAUAACGGAGGUGCUUGUCCGAAAGGUGCCUGACAACCAGCAGUUCUUAGACCUGCGAGUAGCUGUGCUGGGGAAUGUGGACUCAGGGAAGUCAACCCUGUUGGGUGUCCUAACGCAAGGAGAGCUGGACAAUGGGCGGGGCAGAGCACGCCUCAACCUCUUCCGGCACCUCCAUGAAAUCCAGUCAGGAAGAACAUCGAGCAUCAGCUUUGAGAUCCUUGGCUUCAACAGCAAAGGAGAGGUGGUAAAUUACAGUGACUCCCGAACAGCAGAAGAGAUCUGUGAGAGUUCUUCCAAAAUGAUCACUUUCAUUGACCUGGCUGGCCACCACAAGUAUCUGAAAACAACCAUCUUUGGCCUCACCAGCUACUGCCCGGACUUUGCUAUGCUGGUGGUUAGCGCUAACACUGGCAUUGCAGGAACAACACGAGAGCAUUUGGGCUUGGCCAUGGCCCUCAAGGUCCCCUUCUUCAUUGUCAUCAGCAAAGUUGACUUGUGUUCGAAAGCCACCGUGGAACGCACAGUGAAGCAGCUGGAGCGAAUCCUGAAGCAGCCAGGCUGCAACAAGCUCCCCCUGCUUGUGAACUCAGAUGACGAUGCUGUUACAGCAGCACAGCAGUUUGCACAGUCUCCCAACAUCACCCCAAUCUUCACACUGUCUAGUGUUUCUGGGGAGAACCUGGAUCUCUUGAAAGUCUUCCUUAACAUCCUCCCUCCACUGACCAACAGUAAAGAGCAGGAAGAACUAAUGCAGCAACUCACAGAGUUUCAGGUUGAUGAAAUUUAUACUGUGCCAGAGGUGGGGACUGUUGUGGGAGGAACUCUGUCGAGUGGGAUCUGCCGAGAAGGGGAGAACCUGGUGGUCGGUCCCACUGAUGACGGGAAGUUCCUCCGGCUGAAAGUGUGCAGUAUCCAACGCAACCGCUCUGCCUGCCGCGUACUGCGGGCUGGGCAGGCAGCCACGCUGGCCCUCGGACCCUUCGACCGCUCCCUGCUGCGCAAGGGCAUGGUCAUGGUGAGCCCAGAAAUGAACCCCACCAUCUGCUCAGUGUUUGAAGCCGAGAUCGUGCUGUUGUUCCAUGCCACGACUUUCCGGAAGGGCUUUCAGGUGACGGUGCACGUGGGGAAUGUGCGACAGACUGCUGUUGUAGAGAAGAUCCAUGGAAAGGACAAGCUGCGGACAGGAGAGAAGGCAGUUGUCCGUUUCAGGUUCAUCAAGCAUCCUGAAUACUUGAAGAUCGGAGCCAAGCUGCUUUUCCGUGAAGGAGUCACCAAAGGCAUUGGGCAUGUCACUGACCUCCAAGCCAUCAUCACCAAAGAAAACGGCCUGGAGGAGUCCCUGGGGCCUGGACAGCUGAGCUUCUGACUACCACUAAGUCAGAGAGAUCUCCACUCACCAACACCUGGGGAGAAGGAUGGAAGCUCCUGUGGCUCUCUGAGUGAUGCCUGGAGCUGCUGCUGUUCCAUUCUAGCAUGGGUGUCCCUCCUCCGCACUGUGAGAUGGAGCCUGGGAGAGUUUCUCACAUUCAGUGCCGUACAUGGGGCAAUUUAAGCAUGUUCUCCACAUUGCCUGCAGCUUUCAUUACUCUGUCCUCCUUCAGAAUAGAUCAGAGGCACCUGCAGACCUGGGCAGGCAAGUUCUGGCUUUGUUUACUGUUUGAAAAUUACUGGUUGGGAGGAGGAGAACCCUUGAAGACUAGCAGUGAAGGGAUGUUUUUCCAUCUCUCACACAAGAUCUGGUCCCAUUUCUGCUCUCUGAGCACUAGGUUGGUAACAAUCCUCUCUUGAGUCAUCCUGCAGCACAUCCCUCUGGGCAGGGGAUGGAAGAGGCCCUGCUACCCACAGCAGGGACUUGCUUGAACUUCUCAAAACGCAUUCAGGACACUUUUUAACCGUUUUAAUCUCGGUUGGCUUUAAUCUGCUGUGUGUCCAUUUGUGUGUUGGUUUUGCAUUACUCCAAUCUGAGUGUCUUACUGUUGGACAAGUGUCCUGUUCCCCACUCACAUGUACACACCUUCAGCAUCCCAUUUUCCGACUCCCGGGAAGCUGCGGCUGCUCCGAGUGGCACAGCUUCCCGAUGUAAUGGUGUGAAGGCAAGGCAGAGUUGGUACUUGCAUCUGUUCCUUGCAGCAGCUGGGCAGGAGGCCAUUCUGUGGAGCAGAGCGGAGCCUGGGCCUGUGCUGGUGUGUGCAGGUUCUUUCUGUGGAUGUUCAGCUGCAGGUGUCACCUGCAUGUCUGCAGCAGUGGUUUGCAGUGGGCUACCUGGUGUGGCUAUUCCAGGGCCCGGCCCAGCUUACUCCUCAUAUGCUUGCCUUAAUGUGUGAGGAGGACAGGCUGUGUUACUAACACAGAACCAGGUGACUUCUAUUGUUUAGAUGUGAUUUGACAGUGGCGUGAUUUUAUUUCUGUUUCUCCUCGAGAAAGACUUCUUAUCUUUCCCUUGCCACUGGGGUUUGUUGUCAGAGGAAAGUUGGUGUUGCCAGCAAGGACUCUGUGCACAAGAGUGGAGCACAUUUGUCCCCCACUCGCUGUUGUGCAGCUCCCCUGUGUGACUGUUACUCUGGGCCACUCGUAGCUUGGAGGGUGCAGCAGGGGCGGUAUAGCUGUACAUAGGCUUUUGAUUUUCUUGUUGACUGUUAGACCAAAUGUGUCAGCUGUGAGCAACAGGCCUUCAGCCAGCCCUGUCACAUGGCAUGGUGGCCUGCCAGCCCUGACUGAAGGGAAUGGCGAGGGCCUGUGAUAGCACUUGGACACCCCAACAGCCCUUCUACCAUCCUGAGAGCAAGUUCUGCUUCUGGGCUGCUGGCACAGGCAGUGCCUGUGGGGCUGAGCAGCCCAUGCUGAUCUGUAGAUGUCACAAAGCAGCGCUCUCCACUGGGCUGGGCUCGGCUCUAACAGAUGGGGAGGUGGCAGCUGCACCCUGCAAAGAGCAUGCUGGGGUGUGGGGAAGCCAGUGAAAUGGUAGUAUACAUGAAGGGACUCAGAGGCAGCUCAGUAGUGAUGGGAAUGACCUGUCCCUUGGGGGGAGCACUGACCCAGCUGAAAACUCUGCUUGUUCCCCAUCAGCCCAGCAGUGUGACAGGAGUUGCUGGCUCAGGGUCACUGCUCAAGCAGAAUCCCUCUUUCUUCCCAUCCUGGCAGUGCUCUGGUGUUACAGUGACAUGGUCUUUCACCCAUGCCUGCAAGGAAAGGCCCCAGCUGCCAGCAGGCUCUUCCCUUUGGUGCUAGUGGGUCACAAAGAAAGCUGCCUGGGGGGGGUGUACCCCAGCUGUUCGCAGCAGCCCUGGUGUUUUCUGCCCCAAAGCAGGCAUGGGGUGCUGUGACCUCCUCUGAAAUAGCUGAUGGCUAGUCUCACCUCAUCCCUGCCAUCUGUGACAUGACUGUUCUUGGUGCCAUGCUCUUCAUAAUUGCUGUUUUGUUGUCUUGAAUUUUUCUAAUGCUGGGGGUUGUCCCUGUUCCCCAAGCAUCUAUAUACAAAUGUACAGAAUAAAGAUGUUUUAUUGA